Molecule: messenger RNA, 1758 nt
Organism: Chaetomium globosum CBS 148.51
Lineage: Eukaryota; Fungi; Ascomycota; Sordariomycetes; Sordariales; Chaetomiaceae
Exons: 3
Coding region: 1-1758 (585 amino acids)
Source: RefSeq, a predicted model, not a curated record
AUGUCGUGGUCAUCAUUUGCGAUCCCAACCCCGCGCACCUCCACCGUCGCCUCCAAUUCCGACUCAGAUAGCUUGACGCUAUCCUCCACAACAACAUGGAGCCAAAGUUCGGCCGGAACGCAGCCGGUUCCCUGCCCGGGCAGGCCCUUAGCACACAUUGAUUCUGGCUACGGGACCCAAGACAACUCUGCCCUUGUCUCUCUGAGCGUCAGAAGCAACUCGGAACUAUCGAAACGAAAUGGCGAAGCAUCUCGAGGCAAUACCCCAAGAAGCGUCCCGUUGCCCGGCAAGGAAGAGCUACAUAUAUUCAGGAUUGAGGUGGAUGGCGCCUGCAACGCCCGCUUUCGGGAAAUUGCGCCAGAGUUACAGCGCCAAUUACUGAAAAGCACUCAACAAGGGAUAACCCUAUUCCAGUCAUCGUCAAGGGCCAGGCCUAGGAGGCAAAUGACCAUGGCUUUAAGACUCAUGACGGUUGGUAGAACGAUCGAGAUGGCGAGGCCAUCCAUCGUCAUCUUCCUGCCCAGUGAGAGAGCCAGCCGGAUCGAAACUUUGCUAGAACAGCCAUAUAUGCGGUCGCUGUACAGGCCUGAUGACGGCAUAACACCCUCAUUCGACGUUGUUGUCGUCGGCCAGGCGCCGAGGAAACGAUUCUGUGAAGACGUUCGGGUUACUUGGGACACGAGCCGCUCCAAAGAAAGGGAUCUUGCCACCUACUGUGGCGCUCGGAUCUGUCUGAAAACAAACCAGGGGGCGUCGGCCAUGGCUACACUAGGGGGCAUUGUGAAGCUUACCUACGGACCCAGAGACUUUGAACUCGUUGGCAUGACCGCAGGGCAUAUCUUGGAAGAGCUAUUCGAUCUCGAAGAAGCAGAGAGCCUCGGCGGGCACGAUUUCUCCAGCCCGGUCUCGGGGGAAAGACCGAACAUCUCACGCCGCGGGUGCUGCAUCUCCCACCACCACCACCACCCCCCAACCUCCCGAACCGGCCCCACCUCCGGCAUAAGCCUAGGCCUAGGCAUGAUCAACGGGCUCAGCCUAACCACAGCCCCCCGCGCCAGCUUCCCCACGCUCGAGCCCAUCGAGGUGGCCCUGCUCACCAGCACCCCCGCCUCCCACCCCUCCAGCGACGGCACCAUGCUGGGGGUACUGUCGCACAUCCCCGGCGGCAUCCUGCUCAACACCACCGACAUGCAUGCGCAGUUUGUGGAGGCGUACCUGCUGGAGCUGGACGAGGGGCAGGCGGUGGCGGACGGGGACUCGGGCGCGUGGGUGGUCAAUCCCGUGUCGAUGGAGGUGUAUGGGCAUGUGGUGGCGACGGAUGUGACGGGGGAUGCGUAUGUGGUGCCGUUGUGGCGGAGCUUGGAGGAGAUGAGGCAGAGGUUGGGGGUGGAGGCGGUGGGGUUGCCGGAGACGGCGGAUUUGUUGGAUGCGGCGCUGAGGGCGGAGGCGGGGGUGGGGGUUGGGAAUGGAGAUAUCUCUGGGGACGGUGGUGGUGUUGGGGCUGAGGGCGGUGGUUGGUAUGAUGGUGUUGGGGUUGGGUCGAGGGCGCGUGUGAUGAUGGGGGAUUGUGGGCCGAGAGAGAGGCGGGCUUCGGAGGUUUUUUUGUUGUGUGAUGGGUGGAAACUGGGGGAUUUGAAGAGGUCGAGUCUGUAUCGCGAUGUGGACUCGGGAUAUGGGUCGAUUGGGUCGACUUUGGGUGAGGGUACCCCUUUUGACGAGACGGAUGAAGAUUGGUUUAGGGUAUUCUGGGCGGGCUGA